Molecule: messenger RNA, 2274 nt
Organism: Fusarium keratoplasticum
Lineage: Eukaryota; Fungi; Ascomycota; Sordariomycetes; Hypocreales; Nectriaceae
Exons: 3
Coding region: 1-2274 (757 amino acids)
Source: RefSeq, a predicted model, not a curated record
AUGGUUGCUGCACAAUACCCUGUUCGUCCAGUCCUUCGUCACAAUGAGGAGGAAAUCACCGGGUAUGUCGACCCUUGGGUUGUAUCUCCUGGCGAUGUUGCCAACGUCAAGAUAUCUUCAACAAGCCCAAAGCUCAAGUAUCAGCUGGUCCGUCUCCUGCAAGGCCUUGACGUACCCCAUGCUCCCGCACCUGCCAAAGAAGUUGUGGAGCAUGGCCCCAAGGGAGAGCUCAAAGGUCGUUUUCAGGCGUCGCACCCGGGAUCCUAUGGCCUAGUCGAAGCCUGGACAAGAGAGCCGCUCCUGGAUAAGUCCGAGGCUGUUCAGAUUGAGUUCUACGCUCAGCCCUGGAUGUUACACGGGCCUCAUCCUCAAGCCAUCCUCUCCAACCUCGACACAACGAAAAAGGCAGGCAUCUGCGUGCUUCUAGACAAAGAAGACAACCUCGUUCUCUGGAUUGGUACGGGAAAGGCUGUUGAGACCAAGAAGAUCGCAUCUGCUGCUCGUCGUGAGCGUUGGUUCCACGUCCAUCUCACCAUCCGGGGUAAGGAGCUCCAGCUGGAGAUAUCUCACCUCAAAGCCGGAAACGAGAUUGCUCCAGGCCCAACUACUAUCCACACGGCCCUGGGGGAUGCUGCACAACUAGACUCUGGAAGCCCCCUUUACUUUGCCGCAACCUUGGCGGCCAACCCCCUAUCGCCGUCUGAGUUCCCAGUUCACUUCUUCAACGGAAGAAUUGACUCUCCUACCUUCCGUGCCCUGGGAAAGAAGUCAUGGGACAUCGCCAAGUAUGACUUCUCUGUGGGCAUCGAUACUGAUGAGAUCUUCGACGUCUCUGGAUCUGGACUCAGCGGUAUCCUUGUUAACGCUCCCACACGCGCUGUCCGUGGUCAUGACUACGACCAUAAGCUCAUCGGCAUUGGUUGGAAAGAGGCAAGGUAUGGCUUUGGUGCGAUUCACUUCCAUGAAGACGAUCUGGAUGACGCUGCUUGGGAUACCGAUUUCCAGUUCACUGUCCCAUCUGAUCUUCGCUCUGGCGCCUAUGCUAUUGAAGUAGAAGACACCGAGUCAGACUUGAAAGAUGCCAUCGUCUUUUUCGUCCGGCCCAAGGAGGUUCGCCCACAAGCUAAGAUUGCCUUUGUCUUUUCUACCUUUACCUACCUCGCGUAUGCCAAUGAACACAUGUAUGACGAGAGCAAGCCCACCCGCAUCUCGUUCCCAGAGGGUAUCCAACUCGUAACGUCAGAUAACUACCACAAGAUGGUCAGACGCCAUGAUCUUGGCCUCUCCAUCUAUGACAUACACAGUGACGGCUCCGGUGUUGUGUAUAGUACGACGAAGCGUCCCAUUCUCAACGUCCGCCCAGAUUAUAUCCACUGGGGCUUCCAGCGACCCCGAGAGUUCUCUGCCGAUCUUCUGAUGGUCGGUUUCUUGGAGAAGCUCUUUGGUGAUGGAUAUGAUAUUCUCACGGAUCAUGAUCUUCAUCUCCGAGGUCGUGCUGCACUGGCUCAGUACGACGUAGUCAUUUCCGGUUCUCAUCCAGAGUAUCCUUCCUUUGAAGCCCUUGACGCUUACGAGGGCCACGUCCAGAAUGGUGGUUCUCUUAUCUAUGCGGGUGGAAAUGGUUUCUACUGGAAAUCCGUGACCGACCCGAAGCGCCCACAUCGAAUGGAAGUCCGUCGAGCUGAUGUCGGAGCCCGAACUCAUCAGAAUCCUGCCGGUGAGCGUCACCAUGCUCUCAACGGAGAGCUUGGAGGUCUCUGGAGAUCUCUUGGCCGUUCUCCCAAUGAACUCUGGGGUAUUGGAAGUUGCGCUUCCGGCAAGGGUCCCGGACGACCCUUCAUCCCCACCGAAGAGGCUCUGAACAACCCCUCUCUUGCCUGGCUCUGGAAGGGACUCAACGAAGAGUCAAAGAAGCUUCUGGGUACCAAGGGACUGGCUGGAGGUGCCAGCGGUGAUGAGCUUGACCGCUUGGACUUUGCAAUCGGAAGUCCCGAGAAUGCCAUCCUGCUUGCACGAAGCGAGCGUCACGACGACCACUUCAUGCUUUUCAACGAAGAGCUCAUCUUCCCCAUGAUUGGCACUCUUGGAUCUACCUCCCCUCUUGUCAGGAGCGACAUGGUGUACUACGAGACCAACGGAGGCGGCUCUGUCUUUAGCGUGGGCAGCAUCAACUGGAACAACUCGUUGGCAUGGGAUGGGUAUCAGAAUGAUGUUGCGCAGAUUACUGAGAAUGUGAUUCGGGAGUUUUUGGCUCGUGGAAAGAAGAGCAACUAA